Messenger RNA from Paramecium primaurelia, 767 nucleotides. Lineage: Eukaryota; Ciliophora; Oligohymenophorea; Peniculida; Parameciidae. The record is from the annotation of a GenBank genome assembly.
UAAAUGAGUUCACCUGAUAAAUCACCUUUGUUCAAGUUUAUAAUCAUUGGAGAUGCAGGUAUUUAUAGAAAUUCAAAGAUUCUAAGGAGUUGGAAAGUCAUGUUUAUUAAUGAGAUAUAUGAAGGAUGAUUUUACAACUGAAUACAAUGUGACAAUUGGAGUGGAAUUCCUAUCAAAAAUUGUUAAUAUAGAUGAAAAUACAAAAGUAAAAUUAUAAAUCUGGGAUACUGCUGGUCAAGAGUCGUUUCGUUCUGUAGUAAGAUCAUUUUAUCGAAAAGUUGCUGCAGUAUUUUUAGUUUACAGUAUCACAAAGUAUUAAGUUCAUAUUAAAAUUUAUUAGUAAGCAAUCCCUCGAACGACUAGAUUCAUGGUUAAAAGAGGCUAAAGAUCAUUCUUCCCCAUCUAUUAUUACAGUUUUAGUAGGAGCUUAAAAUGAUAGAGAAUCUGAGUAUUUUGAAUUUUUAUUAACAAUAGACGAGAAGUAUCUUAUGAAGAAGGUAAAUAUUGGAUGGAAACAAAUGGGCUUAAUCUAUUUUUUGAAACAUCCUCAAAAACAAGAGAAAAUGUUGAUGAAGUAAAUAUGACAUAUCUAUGAUGAGGCAUUUGCUGAAACAGCUAAAUUAGUAUUCUUAAAUCAUAUAAAUGGGGGUGCAAAUAAUGAAGCUAAAUUACCUGCUCUUAAUUAAACAGAUUUAAGUGUGAAAAAGCUUCAUCAACCUUUAGAAAAAUCUAAUUAAAAAAAUGAUGAAAACAAAAGUUGUUGUUGA